AUAUAUAUAUAUAUCAAUAUAGAAAGCUAAAAGAUAGAAGCAAACACGUGUGCAUAAUUGCACAUAUAUUAUACAAGACAACACUCAACCCCCCUAAUUUCAUCUUCUCAUUUUCUUCUUCUUCUUCAAUGUUGAGGGGUAGAUAACUAUAUAUAUAUAUAUAUAUCUUUAUUUUGAUGGCUACUUGGUUCACAAGAUCAAGACCCAUUACUCAUCAUCUAACAACAAAGAUUGGGUUUUUAGAAACUCUGAGCCAGAGAAUUCCAAUUUCUUCAUUUCACUCCAAUUCUUCACAUACAACCUCAAAUGGUGAGGAUUGCAGAGACCCACCUGCAAUUUUGGGUCACUCAUCUUCCCUUUCUGUCGAUCGGCGUUUCGAAUCCACCAUAGCUGGAAAGCAAAUAGAAUCGCAGUACGACAAUUGCGGUGAUCAAAGUCAGGCCUUUGACUUUCCCGGCGGAAGAAUUACAUUUACUUCCGAAAUGGGAUUCAUGUCCGACUACCCUGAUAAAAGAAUACACUGUUAUCGUGUCCUUGAUGACGAUGGCUAUCCGAUUAUGCGCAACAGAGUCGAACAGAUGAGCCGGGAGACUGCAGUGAAGAUGUAUACUGGGAUGGUUACCCUUCAAAUCAUGGACACAAUCUUCUAUGAAGCACAGAGGCAGGGAAGAAUUUCCUUCUAUCUCACCUCAAACGGAGAAGAGGCUCUCAACAUUGCAUCGGCAGCUGCACUCACCCCGGAUGAUGUUAUAUUGCCUCAGUACCGCGAACCUGGAGUUCUAUUAUGGCGUGGUUUCACUCUGCAAGAAUUUGCUAAUCAAUGCUUUGGAAACAAGGCUGAUUAUGGGAAAGGCAGGCAAAUGCCAAUUCAUUACGGGUCUAAUAAGCACAAUUAUUUCACUGUGUCAUCUCCUAUUGCUACGCAGAUUCCUCAGGCUGUAGGUGCUGCCUAUUCUCUUAAAAUGGACAAAAGGGAUGCAUGUGCCGUUACUUACUUUGGCGAUGGAGGCACCAGUGAGGGAGAUUUCCAUGCUGGUUUAAAUUUUGCAGCAGUUACAGAAGCUCCUGUUAUUUUUAUAUGCCGCAACAACGGGUGGGCCAUCAGCACCCCUAUAUCAGAUCAAUUCAGAAGCGAUGGUGUUGUUGUUAAAGGUCAAGCUUAUGGAAUCCUAAGUAUCCGAGUCGAUGGAAAUGAUGCUAUUGCCAUGUACAACGCAAUUCGAUCGGCUCGCGCAAUGGCCAUCAGUGAACAGAGGCCUAUAUUAGUUGAGGCCCUUACGUAUCGAGUUGGACACCACUCCACAUCUGAUGAUUCCACCAAGUAUCGGCCUGUAGAUGAAAUUGAACACUGGAAAACAGAGCGGAACCCUGUGGAUAGAUUCAGAAAAUGGGUAGAGAGAAAUGGCUGGUGGAGUGAUAAUGAUGAAUCUGAACUUCGCAGCAACAUCAGAAAGCAGCUAUUGCAUGCAAUUCAGGUGGCAGAGAAAACAGAGAAGCCUCCACUUGCAGCCUUAUUUGGUGAUGUCUAUGACCAUCAGCCAUUGAACCUAUGUGAGCAAGAGCAAUUACUUAGAGAAACUAUUCAGAGACACCCACAAGACUACCCCUCCGACGUUCCUGUAUAGUCCAUCCUCGCUAUAUAUUCUGAUGUGAGAUAAAAUCCGGUCUCUACUGCGUAUAUAAAUACUAAAUGAAGCCAUAAUGUGAGAUUUAUCAACUGCAAAUUAUCUCAAUAAAUUUGUUUCCGAAUGUGAUCUUGUGAUUUAGGGGGUUUUGGCUUAA
Messenger RNA from Cornus florida, 1782 nucleotides. Its product is annotated as 2-oxoisovalerate dehydrogenase subunit alpha 1, mitochondrial-like. The transcript has 9 exons. The record is from RefSeq and is a predicted model, not a curated record. NCBI's taxonomy places the organism in Eukaryota, Viridiplantae, Streptophyta, Magnoliopsida, Cornales, Cornaceae. Gene Ontology annotation, biological process: branched-chain amino acid catabolic process. Bases 177 to 1625 code for a protein of 482 amino acids. Gene Ontology annotation, molecular function: oxidoreductase activity, acting on the aldehyde or oxo group of donors, disulfide as acceptor.